UUUGUUCAGUCGUGAGUUUCGGUCAAUAAGAAAUGUACAGUUUUUUUACUAGUGCGCUAUUUCGGCAGUAUGCAGUGGUGGUUGCAUUAAACCUGAACUGCCUGAGCGUGGGUCUAGGGUCGACCUGGGCGUCCCCCGUGUUGGUGAAGUUGGCCAAUUCUUCGGAAACCGUCCUUCGUCAGCCUUUGACUUCUGAUGAUGCCUCCUGGAUUGGAUCUAUCGUAUUCAUCGCUGCGGCUGUUGGCUUCCUAAUAGCGUACGCUCUCAUAGACUACAUCGGUCGUAAGCGCUGCGCCAUCUUGUCCGCCAUCUUUAGCACGUCGGCAGCCAUUUUGUGUCUCGUCGCUACUAAAGUGUGGAUGAUUGUGUUGGGCCGAGCCGUUAAUGGAUUAUUUCAAGGAAUAAUUUUGGGAGUUGUCCCUGUUUAUGCUUCGGAGGUUGCUAGCAAAGAAGUCAGAGGUUCCCUCGGAGUGAUGCUACAGAUAUUUUCCUCCCUGGGGGCCGUUAUAAUGCUCAGCGUCGGCCCUUACGUAUCCUACUUCAACCUGAACCUGAUGGUCACCGUGUUUGUUAUAGUGACCAGCAUACCGACUAUAUUCUUGCCGGACAGUCCAAGUUUCUUAUUUUCUAAAGGAAAAAUCGAAGAAUCAAAAAAAGUCCUCAUCUUCCUUCGAUCUUCAGAACCUCAAGCCAACGAAGAGCUAAAAGCAUACUCCGCAAACAGAAGGGACAAAAAACUUAACCCUUUGACCGCUUUCCUAGACAAGAUGUUCCUGAAAAGCCUUAUAAAGCCUUGUUCUAUAGGUUUUUUAAUGUUUUUUACCGGAUAUAACUGUGUGGAGACGUAUUUACAAACGAUUUUGGAAGUUACGAGAACCAGUGUGAGGUCAGAAAUGGCGUCGGGGAUAAUUGGUGCUAUACAACUGAUUGCUAGUUUUUCAACGAUGAUGCUUACCGAUAGGUUUGGGAGGAAACCUAUUUUGGUGACGACUUUGAUUGGCUUCACAGUUGGUAUGGUUGGGUUGGGAACAUUUUUCAAGCUCACGGAGACAGGAUCAAAAGUGUCCGGGUUCUUAAACUUUCUACCACUCAUAUCUUUGAUUAUCAUCGUGUAUUGCUACAGUGCAGGUCCAUCUUCUCUCUUCUGGGUCCUCAUAUCUGAACUCUUCGACGACCGGACCCGAGGCAUCGGAUCCACGACAGCCUUCCUCACAUGCACCAUACCCGGCUUCCUAACAAUCAGAUACUAUUCCUCUUUAGUCGCUAGCAUUGGAGCUGCUGCCACAUUUUGGAUUUCUGGAACCAUCUCUGUGGUACUAGCUGGGUUUAUAGCCUGGGGCGUGCCGGAGACAAAUGGGAAGAAUUUUAGUGAGAUCCAGAAUGAGUUAGGAAAUAGGGAUAUUAGAGAUGAAGAAAAGUAAUAUAAUAAGUUUACAACAUUUACAUGCAAAAUUUACGCUUUUUGACGCGUGAUUGUCGCGUGUUUGACGCUAGAUGUCACUACAAAUAACUCGAAUUUACUGAUGUAAGGGAGGUACAACUUUUUCCUUACUUAUUCCACUAUGUUGCUACCUAGAAUGACCUACUACAGACGGUAAGUAUGUCGGAAAAAGUUUUAUACGAAGGAACAUCAACAUGUUCCCAACUAUUUCUGUAAGAAAACUCCCGAUCAGGGCCAAGGCCUUAGAUCAAUCAAGCUUAUCUAAACUUGGUUUUUAGCCUGUUUUGCCCUUGUCAAGACUUCAGCUACGUAAUAAGGAAUAAGUUUUCUCGUACUCGUACCAUUAACAG
Leguminivora glycinivorella is the source of this 1791-nucleotide messenger RNA. Its product is annotated as facilitated trehalose transporter Tret1-like. Bases 33 to 1421 code for a protein of 462 amino acids. NCBI's taxonomy places the organism in Eukaryota, Metazoa, Arthropoda, Insecta, Lepidoptera, Tortricidae. The transcript is spliced from 7 exons. Gene Ontology annotation, biological process: transmembrane transport. Gene Ontology annotation, cellular component: membrane. Gene Ontology annotation, molecular function: transmembrane transporter activity. The record is from RefSeq and is a predicted model, not a curated record.